AUGACACUCCACGCGACGAGAACUCCGACCGCGAGGCCAACCCCGGAUCCACGCGUUGUCGAAGAAGACGAAGCGACCGAUGCGGGUACUCCGAGAUAUGAAGUUGAAGUUCACGGUCGCGCUGAUCGACCUGGGGGUAAUCCUGCUGGUGACCAUGGUGAAGUUGGCGGAGCCAGAGGCGAUCCGUCGGACAGUGAUGUUGAAGAUGUCGAGCAAGUUGCGGACGUUAUUACGGAGAGUCCUGGUGACUUGCAUGCAGUUGAGAAUGCUGGAGAAGAGAAAGAAAAGCGCCCGGCACUGGAACCCAGCAGCGGUAUCGACGACGAGAGUGACAGCAGUAGCGAGGAGAAUGACUGGGAGUAUCUUGAUGCUUUUGAUGACGAUGGUGAUGGUCACGGAGACGAUGACGAUGAUCACGGAGGAGCUUCUGGGACUGCAGGAGUUGCUGGAAACCCGGCCACGCAUUCUUGCUCAGGUGCGAGCAGCGGCUCGUCAGUGUCGGGAGGCAGUGGGAGCGCGACUACGAGUGCACGCACUACUAGUGGGGCAGGACCUGCUAGCGCUGCGGGAGAGCCGGAACUGCCGGCACCGAUGCAAACGCGCCGAGCAGUGCAACCCGAGCUGGAACCAGUGGGAGAUCGACAGCUGGAUCUAGCGCUACUGGAGGCGCUGGUGCAAGUGGCAACCCGCGAGGAAGGUGGACACGCACGGGGACGGCUGGAGCAUCAACAAGUGCUGCAGGGCGCACGUCUCCGACUGGCCCUCGCCAAUUCGGACGGCAGUGUAAGCCGAACAGCAAGUACAGCCCCAGCACGAGGGUGA
Molecule: messenger RNA, 822 nt
Organism: Phytophthora sojae
Lineage: Eukaryota; Oomycota; Peronosporomycetes; Peronosporales; Peronosporaceae
Exons: 3
Coding region: 1-822 (273 amino acids)
Source: RefSeq, a predicted model, not a curated record